CGGCGGGUCCGGGGCUGCCGGCGGCGGCGGAGCGCGGAGCACAGGCGGGUCCGCACCAUGGGCUGCGGCUGCUGGCGGCUGCUGGGCGUCGUGUGCCCGCUGCUCCUGCACCUCGUCGCGAGCCAGGAGCCCGUCAGCAUGGCGGGGAAGUGUGACACCAUCUACAAGGGCUUCGCCGGCUGCCUCAUCAGCCUGGGGGACAGCAUGGCCCAGAGCGUCCGGCGGCAGCAGGAGGAGGACAGCGAGGAGGCGCAGGAGCUGGACACCAUCUGCAAGGCCUGGGACGACUUCCACGCCUGCGCCAGCGAGGUGCUGUCGAGCUGCCCCGAGGAAGCAGCCGCCAUCUGGGAAUCGCUGCGCCAGGAGUCCCGCAAGAUCCAGUUCCAGGGGAACCUGCAGGAGCUGUGCAGCGCCCGGGGACGCCUGGCCAGCGCUCGCGGCUCGCCAGCCACCAAGACCAACCAGGCCACGCUGCGGGGCUCAGCUACCCCCCCGCAUCCCCGUCUCCUGGCGCUGCUGGCGCUGCCGCUGCUGGUGCCCCGGCUCUAGCGCUGCCCGCCCGCGGGGUGCCCGGCCGAUGCCCUGGGUCGGUCCCCUGGUGCUGGCCAGGCACUGGCACCCACGGUCCCCGCCGUGCCCACCUCCUCCCGGGCAUCCUUUGUGGGGCACGGUCCUCUCCUGGAGCCUUUCAGAUGGAUUUAUAUUUAUAUUAAA
Grus americana (Whooping crane) is the source of this 714-nucleotide messenger RNA. It is a transcript of the gene NRN1L, whose product is annotated as neuritin 1 like. The record is from RefSeq and is a predicted model, not a curated record. The transcript has 3 exons. The coding region runs from base 58 to 549 and encodes 163 amino acids. Gene Ontology annotation, cellular component: plasma membrane. Gene Ontology annotation, biological process: nervous system development; neuron projection extension. NCBI's taxonomy places the organism in Eukaryota, Metazoa, Chordata, Aves, Gruiformes, Gruidae.